Columba livia (rock pigeon) is the source of this 3662-nucleotide messenger RNA. RefSeq names its product lysine acetyltransferase 7 (gene KAT7). Gene Ontology annotation, cellular component: chromatin; nucleus. NCBI's taxonomy places the organism in Eukaryota, Metazoa, Chordata, Aves, Columbiformes, Columbidae. The record is from RefSeq and is a predicted model, not a curated record. Bases 218 to 2053 code for a protein of 611 amino acids. Gene Ontology annotation, molecular function: zinc ion binding; transcription coregulator activity; histone acetyltransferase activity. Gene Ontology annotation, biological process: positive regulation of transcription by RNA polymerase II; negative regulation of DNA-templated transcription. The transcript is spliced from 15 exons.
ACGGGGGUGUGGACCGUGUCCCGGCGGAAGCGUGAGGGACCGAGCGGGGAGCGGGGGCUGGCGGGAGCGGCUGGCGCCGGCGGAGCAGACGUGCCGCAGGACGGGAGACACGGCCGUCACCACGGAGCCCGCCAGCGCCAACACGGCGGCGACCGCCGCUUCGCGGGGCGGGGGCGCCGGGGACCAGCCAACCUCGCUGCCCCCGCCCCCCCCGAGGAUGCCGCGCAGGAAGAGGAACGCGGGCAGCAGCUCGGAUGGAACGGAGGACUCUGACUUCUCCACGGAUCCCGAGCACACGGACAGCUCAGAGAGCGACGGCGCGUCCCGCCGCUCGGCCCGCGUGACCCGCUCCUCCGCCAGGCUCAGCCAGAGCUCCCAAGAUUCCAGCCCGGUUCACAACCCGCCGUCGUUCGGAGCGGAGGAGCCGGUGUACUCCACGCGCAGGGUGACGCGCAGCCAGCAGCAGCCCGCUCCCGUCACCCCCAAGAAGUACCCGCUGCGCCAGACCCGCUCGUCCGGCUCCGAGACCGAGCAAGUGGUCGACUUUUCUGACAGAGACACUAAAAAUGCAGCGGAUCACGAUGAGUCUCCACCUCGUACCCCCACUGGGAAUGCCCCUUCCUCAGAGUCUGAUAUUGAUAUCUCCAGUCCAAAUGUGUCCCACGAUGAGAGCAUUGCCAAGGACAUGUCCAUGAAGGAUUCUGGAAGUGACCUGUCCCACCGUCCUAAGCGCCGCCGCUUCCAUGAGAGCUACAAUUUCAACAUGAAAUGUCCCACUCCUGGUUGUAACUCUUUAGGACACCUGACUGGAAAACACGAGCGCCACUUUUCCAUCUCGGGAUGCCCGCUGUAUCAUAAUCUCUCAGCAGAUGAGUGCAAGGUGCGAGCGCAGAGCCGGGAUAAGCAGAUCGAGGAGAGGAUGCUGGCCCAUCGGCAGGACGACAACAACAGGCACGCCACCAGGCACCAGGCACCAACAGAGAGGCAGCUGCGAUACAAAGAGAAAGUGGCUGAGCUCCGGAAGAAGAGAAACUCUGGACUAAGCAAGGAGCAAAAAGAAAAAUACAUGGAACACAGACAAACCUAUGGCAAUACUAGAGAACCUCUGCUUGAAAACCUGACGAGCGAGUACGACCUCGAGCUUUUCCGGAGAGCACAAGCACGGGCAUCUGAGGACCUGGAAAAGCUGCGGCUCCAGGGCCAGAUCACAGAAGGCAGCAAUAUGAUUAAAACGAUCGCGUUUGGCCGUUACGAGCUGGACACCUGGUAUCAUUCCCCCUACCCAGAGGAGUACGCUCGUCUGGGACGUCUCUACAUGUGCGAGUUCUGUCUCAAAUACAUGAAGAGCCAGACCAUACUGCGCAGGCACAUGGCAAAAUGUGUUUGGAAACAUCCACCGGGUGAUGAGAUCUACCGCAAAGGCUCCAUUUCAGUGUUUGAGGUGGAUGGGAAGAAGAACAAGAUCUACUGUCAGAACCUGUGUCUGCUGGCCAAACUUUUCUUGGACCACAAAACGCUGUAUUACGAUGUUGAGCCCUUCCUGUUCUAUGUCAUGACAGAAGCUGACAACACUGGCUGCCACCUGAUCGGGUAUUUCUCCAAGGAGAAGAAUUCUUUUCUCAACUACAAUGUUUCUUGUAUCCUGACGAUGCCUCAAUAUAUGAGGCAAGGCUACGGCAAAAUGCUCAUUGACUUCAGCUAUUUGCUUUCGAAAGUAGAAGAAAAGGUUGGCUCUCCAGAACGGCCUCUGUCCGAUUUGGGUCUCAUCAGCUACCGCAGUUACUGGAAGGAAGUUCUGCUUCGUUACCUGCAUAAUUUCCAAGGAAAAGAGAUCUCUAUAAAAGAAAUCAGCCAGGAGACGGCGGUAAAUCCUGUCGACAUCGUUAGCACGUUGCAGGCGCUUCAGAUGCUCAAGUACUGGAAGGGAAAACACCUGGUCCUAAAGAGACAGGAUCUGAUUGAUGAAUGGAUAGCCAAAGAGGCAAAAAGAUCCAACAGUAAUAAGAUAAUGGAUCCCAGCUGUUUGAAAUGGACCCCUCCCAAGGGAACUUAAUGUCUGUCGCUCCUGCCGCCAGUGACCCCCAGCAGUAGAAGCGCCCCAGGGAUCUGUGUUGUAUCUGUUGCUGUUGUGACUGGCUGGUACAGUGCCCCCCAAAGAUCAGCUCCCCUUGGGACUGUUCUGGCCCAGGUCUGGUGCACCCACAGACGCUAGUUCUGAGGAACUUGAUGUUUCGGCCUCAAUGAGGUUGCAAGGAUUGGAUCUGUAUAGGACCCAAACGAAGCUCCCAGCAGCGCUGGCCCAAGGAGUUCUGAUAUCUGGUACUGUACCUGUCCAGUCACUGGUCUUACCCUCAUGUUCCUACUUGGAUGAGGUUGUGUUGUGUUCUAUAAUCUGGUUGUUUCUUCAUUCAGGUUCCUUGCGUUUCGAGUAACGGAUGUAACUUCUGUGGCUUUUGAACAAGGUCUAAUAAUGCUUGUUUGGGGAGAGGCUGCGCUUACACUGGCUGCGGCGUUUUUAACUCAUCCUGUCUGGACUGUUCUGUUCCAUUUAUCAAAUAGUUUUAGUAAGAUAACACGCCUCCUCUUUCAGCAGUGUUUGCCGUAUGACACAGCAGGUCUUCACAUAGCUAAUUCUGUACAGUCAGAAGCUUUAGUGUCUGUAACCGAGUGGUGUGACUGUGUGUGAGCCUGGAGGAGCCGGGGCCGAGCGCGUGGGGCCCUCGUGCUCUGGGGUGGUUGCAGAGCUGCUCUUGGUCCACGCUCCUGCAGCCGCUACGGCGCCCCAGCUGGAGGCAGCUCUGAGCGUUACUGGCCUUUCCUGGUUUCUCUCUUGGAGUUCAUGGUUCCUUGACACCGUUCACCGUAUCUCACUGGAGAUACUUUUCCCAGAGCAGUCUUCCUGGAACUGUAGGUCUGUGUUGGAGAGGAUUAUUUUCCCUCCAGACUGAAGAAGUCAGAACUUCCAACACAUUCUGGCUAGCCUUGUCCAAACAGCCACAGAAACUGCAGCGCAAAUGUCGUCAGUUGUUGGAUUGCCUACCGCCUACGUUCUGUGCGGCAGCAGCUCCCGUGAGCUGUGUGGAUGGUUUGCUUCUCUGACAGCGCGUUCUUGUUUGUCUUCGUAAAACAAAAGAGCUUUUACUUCCUCUCUCCCAUCAGCACCACUGGAAGAAACUAUUGUACAAUGGCUUUUGAGUAUAACCACUGUCCUUGUGCCACAGACUUUCUGUAUGGCUCCAGUGUGAUGGAGAGGGGACAAUCUUGGGGCGGCCCAUGGCAGCACCACGUAGUGCGAUUUCAUUGAAGCCGUCCGGCGCUUCCCCGCGGAACGGGGUCUGAACCGAGGCACGUGCCGUAACCACUGACCCACCCUGCUGUGGACGAGUUCUGUUGCUCUCCUGGUGGCUGUCUGUCUUUCUGCCCUCCUAGAAAAGAUAAGAGAUCAUCAGUACGUGUUGUGUACCUUGUGGGCAUUACUGAAGUUCGCUGUCUCUGCCCUUUGCUCCGUGUUGUAACUGCAGAUGCUCGUGGCACUGUCAGCAGGUGGAUCUCUGGAGUAGGGGAGAAGGCUGUUCUUGUGCAGAAGAUAACCCUGUUCCCAUGAUGUGGUAGAAUGUGCUGUUCUUGUAUCUCCUUCUCAAUAAAGCAUGUUCUCUGCUCAA